Messenger RNA from Pyricularia pennisetigena, 4815 nucleotides. RefSeq lists its product as uncharacterized. Gene Ontology annotation, cellular component: TRAPPII protein complex. Lineage: Eukaryota; Fungi; Ascomycota; Sordariomycetes; Magnaporthales; Pyriculariaceae. The record is from RefSeq and is a predicted model, not a curated record. Gene Ontology annotation, biological process: intra-Golgi vesicle-mediated transport; early endosome to Golgi transport. Bases 1 to 4815 code for a protein of 1604 amino acids. The transcript has 3 exons.
AUGGACCAACAGUACUCGACCUCGAAAGUUACGGUCGAGUAUUUCGAUCCCCAUGAUGUUUACAAACUCAUCGCGCCGGGAUUACUGCCGUUGCUGCCUCUACGCAAUCUCAAUUGGAAAUCGCACGCCGGGCCCCCGCGAUCCAUCAACACCCUCCACGUCGACCUUGUCCCUGCCGGCGGAACUGCUUCUGGUACUACAGCCACUGCCACUCUUUCCCCAGUAGCUUCUCCGCAACCAAAACACGCCUUCGAACCCUCAGCACACGAUAACCACGAUGGCUUCCAAACCCAGACCCCUGGCAGUCUCCCAGCCUCAGGAGACCAUGCCGACCCGCUAGCCACGGCGCCUCCACCGCCUGGAAGGGAGCGACGCCAUCAGAUCCCCGGACUCCGACGAACACCAUAUCUAAAGAUCCUCCUGGUGCGAUGCGACGACAACGAUUCGUACAAAGCGCAAACGCGCUCCGAGAUACGCGACUGGCUCAAGCAGAACACGCCCCCACAAAGCAGCAAAAAGGCCAGCAAAGCCGAGAACCAUGAUGCCUUCGAAUGGCUCAUCGUUCAUGUGGUCAUCCCCAAUACCGUCGCGGCCACCCAGCCGAGAAUCACGGGCAAAAGUGACGUUGCCGACGCCAAGGUUGCCUCACGCUGGAGGGGUAGUUCCACAACCUUGCUCGAGAAGUUGAUGACCGAUUUCAACACAACCAAGGGCCCUGUGGACAGAGUUGCCCAAAUCCGCAUUGGAAUCAACGACGUACCUUAUGACAUUCUCCCACGCGUCGUGCCAGCAGUGCCUACUGGCUACACAGAGACUUCGCAAGAUGUCGAGAAUGCUUGGGCGGAUCUCAUCGGCAAGAUGAAGGCGUGGAUCUUGUCAUCGUUCGACAUGCGCGUCAGCCAAUACGAGGAGGAUAUUAAGGAGAAGGAUGCACAGCGCAACCUACCAGGAUGGAAUUUUUGCACCUUCUUCAUCCUCAAGGAGGGACUGGCCCGGGGUUUUGAGAGUGUUGGUCUGGUAGAAGAUGCCCUGGUUGGCUACGAUGAGCUCAGCGUCGGGCUUGACGCAAUAAUUCACGGCCAGGCUGGAACCCAGGUCGCAGAGACACAUGGGGGAUCGCUGCUCCCAUACACCGAAGAGUUGAAGAUUAUGGCACAGAGAGCGUUAGCAGCAGCGAGCAACGAGAGCAUGGACCCUGACGACGACAACGAGCUGCCAGUCGAUCUGCAAGCUGGCAAUCCCAAUACAAAAGCGAGUCAAGGAGUGGGUGCAGCAGGAACGAAUGCUAUGCCGGAUUCCUUCGACCAUGAUGUCCUCAUUAGUGCAAACAAGAAACCCUACCGUGAGCUCAUCCUCGCGAACAACGUAUCUGUGUUUGAUUUCAGGUGCUAUAUAUUCGCCCGCCAAAUAGCCCUGCUCUUCCGCCUGGGCAACGCUACUGCGACUAGGGAAGAACUCCUUGCCAAGACAAGGGAACAGCAGGAAUACCUACUUCAUGGAGUAGCACCCCGGACGCCGGCUCUUGUGGAUAACAGGCAACAUAAUGAUGCAGAAAAUCUCUCCAUGCUGGCUGAAGUCUGUCGGAGGACAUUAGAGUUUAUUCCUUCUGUUUCAACGGUGAUGCGUCAGGACUUGCUUGCGGCCCUUGGUGGAAUGAACAAAACAGGGGAGGAGUCGUCCUCGUCUGACAAAACAUAUCCGUCUCCUCGUUUGGUCGAGGUUGUUGACAACAUAGUUUCUUCCUUUGCAUUCUCUGCUGCUCAACAGAUCCUUGCGCAAACAUCCACCAAGGCGUUGCCAAUACCAGAACCAAGUGUAGCCGACCAUGAUAGCAAGGAGCUGAAAGCCAAGAUCCCGGAGCCCAAGACCAUGGUAAAUCCGGUGAGAAGCUCUUCCUUGCAUGGAGCUUUUGGAGCACACGCACAACAAGGUGCAGGGAUUGCGCAAGUUACACACGAGGCAGGCCACGUACACACACAGUUUCUCAAGGCUGGUCUAGAAGAGCUUGCGGCUAGGCGUGCAGAGCUUUUUACUCUCUCGAGAAACAUCCUUGAGGAAUGCGGAAAGAAAUGGGGAUGGAGUGACGGCUGGGAUUCUGUUCCACUGGUAGGGGAUCCCGAAAUUGACGGCAUGGAAGACAUAAACCUGGACGACGAGGGUAGCAACACAUCGAUCAAGCAGACACCGACUCCGCCAGUACAGGCGUCCCCUUCUUUAUUCGGAUUAGGCACGCGGCUCCUAUGGACAGCACUUGACAGUAAAGACGACUUCUAUCGACUGUACGAGACACUGACUCUCAAGGCGCUUCGCCACUAUGUAGUCGCAAGCCAUUUCAACUCAGUCAAAGCAAAUAUGAUUGAUAUGGCAGUUCUCAAGUUCCACUUGGGAGAGUUCCACGAGGCAGCCAAGUACUUCAUGGACACGAUCCCUUUCUUUGGAGAAAGAGGGUGGUCUCUCCUCGAGCUCUCGCUAUUAGUUAUGUACUGCAAAUGUCUCGAAGAGCUUGGCCAUCAAGAAGACUACGUUAAGGUCACUUUGAAGCUCUUAUCCAAAGCAGCGAUGGCAGAGCACGAACGUCUCCAGCAUCGCCGAACCGGAAAAGCAAUCCACAAAGCCAAACCCACCAGAUAUCCAGAAAGCACUGCGAUCAGGGGAUUCCUUCCCAGUGUGCUCCAGAUCACUAAAGAGUUGACGCACGAUGUCCUGGUUCCCUUGCGCGAUUUCUUCUCUGAGGUUACCUUUGAUGGCGCCCCGGCCUACAAUGAUAUGCAAGACAGCUUCUCGAUAUGCCUGGCUAUGCAAAGUCUACUCGUCGAUGACCUGGAACUAGACCAAGUUCAAGUCAAGCUGCGAUGCAAUGAUACAAGCGGACUGAAAUACAUCUCGCUUGCGAAUCCUUCUCCAGUUUGUAUCAAACCGGGCAGAAACAAAGUAGAGCUAACGUGCAAUGUAGCUGUCGCCGGUGAAUACGAGAUUGAACAAAUCCUGCUGCGUAGUGGCAAGCUUCAGUUUCACCUCGAAAGGGAUCCGGCUUUCAAGACUCACAAGGGAAUCAGGGGCACCGCGCAUCCGGAGGUUGUGAUCAGCUCCAAAUUGAGCAUCUUCCAGAGAGCGGGGUCCUUGGAUAUUCGCCUGCUGCCUGCGAAGCAGAUCCGGCUUGACAAGAACAGCUCUCUUGAAAUCGAACUCACCACCGGUUGGAACAGGACACGGACGUGUGACGUCCGUGUCAAGGCUGCCACAGGAGGUUUGAGGCUACUUGUGUCCGAUGGGACACUUGUCAACGGCAAGAAAGAAACAAGACUGGAACCACCAGAAGCUGGAUUGUUUCACCUCGGAGAACUGGAGAAGUGUUCAACUGUCCGACUUCGUUUUCCCUACACGGUCGAGCAAGAUGUGCCCGCCAUCGCAGUCAGAGUCGAGGUGAUGUACACCACCAAGGAAGAUGGGCCGGUACACUUGUUUGCGAAAACCCCGUCUAUCAGCAUUUCCUUGGCCCUUGGUGUCAACGUGCAAGAUGUUUUCAAGCACAACGCCCUCUUCUCCCGCUUUACGGUUACAACGGCGAGCGCGAGCCCUUUGAGACUGUUUGCUAGUGAACUGUUGGAGUCGGACCUGUUCUCGGCAGACCUUGGUGGCACCCCGCCUCCUUCGAGGAACGACACGUAUCCCAUCACUGUUUUCCCAGAACAACCUGCCAGUUUACUGUACAAGAUGGUGCGGAAACGUGGAUCCACAGCCACGGGGAAAGGUACAAGCAAAACUAUGUACCUCAAACUUACAUACACCGUGGUGCAAGAUGAGAUCGAAAGCCUCGUGGAGGCUUCCCUUAUGAGGGCCUUUGAGUCAGACGAGGCUUUGGGGAAGCUGCUCUCGAUAUACUCCCGACUGGUGACUGGCAUCGUGCUAGCUCACAUUAGAACGGCACCUCUUGCAUCUUGUGACCUUGAGCAGACCGUCAUGUCUGGUUUUGUCUCGACCGCCUUUCUUGCCAAUGUACCAUGGGAAACGCGGUUGACAGCGCAAAUCGGCCUUGCAAACGGAUGCCAGAUCGCAUCCAAGCUUGCAUCGGUCAUUAGGGAUUGGCAAGUCCAGCACCCCAGGCUUGUUUUGACCUCAUCGGCAGACCAGACCCAAGACCUUUCAUGCAUACUGAUUCCUGUUGACAUUCCCUCAAUCAGCAUCGUACACACAGCGGAUAUUCAGCUCGUUCCGAAUUCCAGUAAUGCAACUAGCGACGGUGGACGGACCCACAGGAUGCCGCAAGAGACGUGGAAAGUGAACGAGUUGAUCCCGUCCAACCUGCACCUCAAGUGGUCAAGGAUAUGGGACACAGGAGACGCAGAGAAAGAAGCUACUUCACCACCUUCAAGGGACGCAAUCGAGUUCAGCUACGAGGUCACUGCUCCUCAAGACACUUGGUUGAUCGGUGGGCGACGCAAGGGCCACUUUGUCAUACCGGGACUGGAUGAGGAUGCGACAACAGAUGAGAAGUUAGCGUAUUCGCUCGGGGCAUGCUCUACACCCGACACGGAGGCUGACAUCGCCUUGCUGCUUGUACCGCUGCGCGAGGGCUGGCUUCCAUUCCCUAGCGUUGAGAUUCGGGAGGUACGAAGCUUUGCUACUGGCACAACCGCCUCGCGAGAAGGGGAUGUCCAAACUGCCGGUACUACAGUCGAAAGAGGGACUACUUUUGAGACGGACUUUAAAAAUUUGGGAGAAGCAAUUCAUGUGAUCGCAGACCGCCAUAGUGUUACUCUAAGUUUGGAUGCGAGUGGGCCUGGGGGAGGCCCCUUAGUUUUGGGAAAUAUUUAA